GAACCGGCAAAAAAGAUGGAGAUAUCUCUCCCCCCCUCAAUAGAAACACUAUGUAAUAAUUUUUUAACAAACUAUGACGAUGGCUCUACAGAGAUACCUCCACAAAAACUUUCUUAUAAGAAUUGGAGAGAGAGUGAAGAGGUUCUUAAAGAUAUUUCAGUUGGAAUACUUGAGACUUU
Dentiscutata erythropus is the source of this 179-nucleotide messenger RNA. The record is from the annotation of a GenBank genome assembly. Lineage: Eukaryota; Fungi; Glomeromycota; Glomeromycetes; Diversisporales; Gigasporaceae.